This is a messenger RNA of Dovyalis caffra, 387 nucleotides long. The record is from the annotation of a GenBank genome assembly. Lineage: Eukaryota; Viridiplantae; Streptophyta; Magnoliopsida; Malpighiales; Salicaceae.
GUGGUCUCAAUCGCGAAGGAGAAAAUUUUAGACGGGUCCAACUUAAUUUGUGUUGCUAAGAACAAAUACUCGGAGUGCGGGAGGAGAGUAUUGGACGUACACACAGUGAUGCUUGUCAGACCUCAACCAAAUAUGGAAAUGGGGUUGUCUAAUUGUGCAGGUGCAAGUUUCAGUAAUAAUUGUAUCAAGUGCAUGUUGGGUGGCACAAAGCCAUACAAAUGGAAAGGGUCUUUUUCGAAUGGCAAACAACUCACUCACCUGGCACAGAAUCUAUCUGACCACUCGUCUCUUCUAGCUCAAUUAGUUCAGCAUCCUUCAGGCUCGAAAUUGUUUAAAUUUCAUAAGAUGUGGAUGGAUCAUGCAUACUUUGAUGGAUUUUUGAAUUCG